Molecule: messenger RNA, 2215 nt
Organism: Scophthalmus maximus (turbot)
Lineage: Eukaryota; Metazoa; Chordata; Actinopteri; Pleuronectiformes; Scophthalmidae
Gene: ephx4
Product: epoxide hydrolase 4
Exons: 7
Coding region: 375-1484 (369 amino acids)
Molecular function (GO): hydrolase activity
Source: RefSeq, a predicted model, not a curated record
GGAUUCUGGUGGUUUCGGCGCCUCUCGGCCGGAAAGCUCCGACCUGCCUCGUGCAGUCAACAACAACAACAACAACAACAACGACAACAACGACAACACCGCCGCUGUCGCACGCACGCGUGAGAACCCCGACGUGAUGCUUCCGCCGGCGUCCCAUUCAACCGCGCGUGUCGGGACCCUCCCUUCAGACGGGCGUGCGCGCGCGCGCGCUGGCGGCGAGACGACGGCAUUGUCAGGGCGGCGAUCGAACACCGACCGCCGACUGACACGCAGAGACACAGAGAGAGAGAGAGAGGGAGAGAGAGUGAGAGGGGGGGAGAGAUCCAUAUAACGGGAUCCGCGCCGCGAUAUUUCCCUCCUGCGGCGAUGUAAAGAUGGCGAGAGUGGUCCACAACUUGCUGCUGCUCCCCGUCCGACUCGCGCACAGGGUCCGAGUGUGGGGCUACUGGUCGCUGAUCUACGGCUACUGCGCCCUGGGCGCCGUCGUGGCGCUGCUGAAACUUUGCUGGAGCGUCCUCCUGCGGCCGACGGCCACCUUCCGGUGGGCGAUCCGCGACGCUCCCCCGGCUUGUCUGAACGACACGUCCUUGGGCACCCACUGCUAUGUCCGGAUCAAGGAGUCGGGCCUGAGGUUUCACUAUGUCGCUGCUGGAGAAAGAGGAAAGCCGCUCAUGCUGUUUCUACACGGCUUCCCCGAGUUCUGGUUCUCCUGGCGAUACCAGCUGCGCGAGUUCAAGAGUGAGUUCCGCGUCGUGGCCGUCGACAUGCGGGGCUACGGGGAGUCCGACCUGCCGCUCUCCGCCGAAAGCUACCGCUUCGAGCACCUGGUGACUGACGUCAAGGACAUCGUGGAGUACUUAGGGUACAACCGAUGCUGCCUGGUGGGCCACGACUGGGGCGGGACCGUGGCGUGGCUGUUCGCCAUUCACUACCCCGAGAUGGUGACAAAGCUCAUCGUCCUGAACUGUCCCCACCCCUCCGUGUUCACAGAUUACGCUCUGCGCCACCCGAGCCAGCUGCUGAAAUCCAGUCAUUUCUUCUUCUUCCAGCUGCCCCGCUUCCCGGAGCUCAUGCUCUCCAUCAACGAUUUUAAGGCACUGAAGGCCUUGUUCACCAGUCGCAGCACGGGGAUCGGGAGGAAAGGCCGCUGGCUCACUGCCGAGGAUCUGGAAGCCUACAUGUACGCACUCUCACAGCCGGGAGCUCUGACCGGAGCCCUCAACUACUUCAGGAAUGUCUUCAGCUCCCUCCCCCUGAGCCAGAACCACGUCAGGUCUCCGGUGCUGCUGCUGUGGGGCGAGCGCGACCCCUUCCUGGAGCAGGAGAUGGCCGAGGCGUGCCGCCUCUACAUCAGGAACCACUUCCGUCUCAACAUCAUCUCCGGGGCCAGUCACUGGCUGCAGCAGGACCAGCCCGACAUCGUCAACACCCUCAUGUGGACCUUCCUCAAGGAGGGAGAGGGACGCAAAAGCUACAGGAACUAAAUCCACGCAGCAUCAGCAGCAGCAGCAGCAGCAGCAGCAGCAGCAGCCUCCACCUCCAGCAACGCUCGCCUCUGCUUUCACUCGCCCCCACACCCGGGAAGCCUGGAAUAUGCCUGUGAUGCCAAGCAACAUAGUGAUGAUGCAAUCAUUCUUUUAAAAAUCCUAACACAUUCAAGUAUUUUUUUAAAGACGUCGGCGGUAACGGAAACUUAAGAAUCAAAAGCACACUUCACUAGGGGAGGACACUGAGCAGUCUGUGCGACGCGUAUAUUCCAGAUGUUUUUUGCACAUGACACUCGCCUUAAAGUUUGUCGGUUACAGCAUUACAAAUGUGUGGCAAAGAAUCUCCUCGUAUUGUGCGCGUGUGGUGCCUUUUUUUUAACUUUCGAGUUUGUCGCUUUGUAAAGAUGUUCAGAGAGAUCGGCACGUGGCUGAUUGUCUGCUUAUACUCGUGUGUGUUCCACUCUACUUCGGGCACAGACCUUUGGGAGCCGUAACGCUCCCAAUCCCUUUAUCAGGUAGAGAUGUCUAAAGGAGUUGUCCUUUUGUUUUUUCCUUAAAUUUUUCUUUUCCUCAAAUGUGGAUAAUGUGGUUUUCUUGAUCUUCCUGUAAAGACAUAAGUCAGUAAACUAUUGUAUUAUUUUGUAUCUCUUCCUACACACUGCAUUUUGAAAUUCACUGAGCCAGGUCUACACCACUUUGAUUUUAUAAAUAAACUGGAUAAGUGUCAA